AUGCUACCGGAUGAAGCGACGUCGUCUUUGGGGCUCAACCGCGCAGCCUCCUCCAUUGUCUUACCGGUUCAUGGAAACGUGUACCCUAUUGGGUCUUAUAAUGUCACUCUUAACAUUGGUCAGCCUCCAAAGCCCUACUUUCUUGAUCCAGACACUGGUAGUGAUCUCACAUGGCUCCAAUGUGAUGCUCCCUGUGUCAGAUGCACUGAGGCUCCUCAUCCAUUGUACCGUCCCAACAAUGAUCUAGUGGUCUGUAAGGACCCCCUCUGUGAGGCCUUGCAUGCACCGGGUUCCCACAAAUGUGAUAAUCCAGAGCAAUGUGACUAUGAAGUUGAGUAUGCAGAUGGUGGCUCAUCCCUUGGUGUACUUGUAAGGGAUGCCUUUCUCCUCAACUUUACCAAUGGAAACCAGCGAACAACUCACCUGGCCCUUGGGUGUGGAUAUGAUCAACUUCCUGGUUCAUCUUAUCAUCCCAUAGAUGGAGUCCUCGGCCUUGGCAAGGGAAAACCUAGCAUCGUAUCACAACUUAGUAAUCAGGGUCUGGUGCGACAUGUCAUUGGACUUGCGGAACUUAUAGUCGGUGGGAAAUCUACUGGUUUUAGAAACCUCGUUAUGGUUUUUGACAGUGGAAGCUCAUACACUUAUCUUAAUUCUCAGGCUUAUCAAUUUUUGACUUCAUGGUUGAAAAGAGAACUAACUGGAAAACCUUUAAAAGAAGCUCUAGAUGACAAGACUCUCCCACUUUGUUGGAAAGGUCGAAAGCCAUUUAGAAACAUACGUGAUGUCAAGACAUACUUCAAGCCCUUAGCACUAAGAUUUGCCAGUGGUAGAAAAGAUACCACACAGUUUGAAUUGCCCCCAGAAGCUUAUCUAAUUAUAUCGUCCAAGGGAAAUGUUUGCUUGGGAAUUUUAAAUGGUGGUGAAGUUGGGCUGCAAAAUUCUAACAUUAUUGGAGACAUUUCAAUGCAAGAUAAAAUGGUGAUUUAUGACAAUGAGAAGCAGAUGAUUGGAUGGGGUCCUGGAAACUGUGAUCAGCUACCCAAGUCUAGAAGUUUCAGCUUUUGGUGA
Messenger RNA from Prunus armeniaca (apricot), 1068 nucleotides. Lineage: Eukaryota; Viridiplantae; Streptophyta; Magnoliopsida; Rosales; Rosaceae. The record is from the annotation of a GenBank genome assembly.